UGAGAGUCCGUUACUGGAGGGCCACCCUUCUCACCCUCUGAGUUUCCACCCUCCCACUUCAGGCCAGGGGCGCACAACUUAACUUUCACUCGAGACGAGUAGAGAGACGGUGUCUUGGAGCAUGCCUGCUAACCCUUCAAUUCCAUGCAGAUAGCCUACUUCCUGUAGGCACCAAUUCCAACCCGAAAGAGAGAGAACAAAAUUGGAAGGCAGACUCACACUGUUCUAAAUACGGCGUUCUGAGAAGCACUAAAUUGGUUGCAACGCAAGCCUCGUCGUCUACAAUUUGUAAUCCCAGUAAUUCCGUGUGAGCUGGGAGGCAGUUUUGUGCAAAAGGAGAAAAGCGCUUUGGGGCUCAAGUCGAGCCGUGCGUAAAACACUGAAAAUCCAUGGUACGGAGGAAAUACAAUUGACUCUUAUCAUCGUUUCUGUGUGUGCAUGAAAGUUAUAUCAGAAAUCAACAGUCGAGUUUGGAAUCGACCGUGCUGAUAUUCCAGUGGUUUCAUGUAUUGGAAAAAUGAGAUUCUGGUCCCUCUGUCAGAGGGGAACCAGUUUCUAUCCGAAGGAAUUCCCCCAAAACAGCUGGCACACUGCUAUGUCUGACGGGUUUAUCUGGAGAUGGCACGCCGAGAGCUGACGAAGACUUGCCGCUGAAUCUUGUCUUGUAGGUGAUUUUACCCGAUUCUCAGAACACACCGGGUGCUUCGCGCUGUGUGGACACCGAGCACGAACUAAUGUCUCACUCCGACGGAGAAUCCCACCGAUCCAUAAUGGAAAGGGAGGACACACGCUCCUCACCAAGCCCCCCGUCAACCCCGUCCAUCUGCUCACCCACGUCCACCGUUUCGUCCGUGCCUUCCACUGGGAAGAACGUGUGCGCAAGCUGCGGUUUGGAGAUACUGGACAGAUAUCUUCUCAAGGUGAAUAAUUUGAUCUGGCAUUUGCGGUGUCUGGAGUGUUCUGUGUGCAGGACGUCGUUGCGGCAGCAUAACAGCUGCUACAUCAAAAACAAAGAGAUCUUCUGUAAAAUGGAUUAUUUCAGUAGGUUUGGUACAAAGUGUGCUCGCUGUGGACGCCAGAUUUAUGCCAGUGACUGGGUCCGCCGAGCCCGGGGCAACGCCUACCACUUGGCCUGCUUUGCCUGCUUCUCCUGCAAACGCCAGCUGUCCACGGGGGAAGAGUUCGGCCUGGUGGAAGAGAAGGUGCUCUGCAGGAUCCACUAUGACACCAUGGUGGAGAAUCUCAAACGAGCCGCAGAGAGCGGGAGUGGGAUCACCCUGGAGGGGGCUGUGCCUUCAGAACAAGACAGCCAGCCCAAACCUGCCAAGAGGGCUCGUACCUCCUUCACGGCAGAGCAGCUACAGAUCAUGCAGGCCCAGUUUGCCCAGGACAACAACCCUGAUGCCCAGACACUGCAGAAGCUGGCCGACAUGACGGGGCUGAGCAGGAGGGUCAUACAGGUGUGGUUUCAAAACUGCAGAGCAAGACACAAAAAGCAUACCCCCCAGCAUAGCGGGCCCCCUCAGGGACACCCCCAGUCCCGGAUGCCUCCCUCCCUCCCAGACGACCUGCAUUACUCUCCCUUUGGCAGUCCUGAGAGGGCCCGCAUGGUAGCCCUACACGGUUACUUAGACAGCCACCCCUUCUCCAUGCUCACCACACAGAGUCUCCCUCACCAGGCCAUGUCGAUGCCCCAGCUUCCUCUGAGCCGCUAGCUGCGCCGCUACCCCUGACCCCUGACCUCCGACCUUCCAACACACACCUCCUCCCCCUAACGCAACCCCUCUCCAGCCCCCUCUGCUCCCACCACCGGGGAGCAAACCUGACUUAACAAGGAGAGGAGACACACCCUACUUCUGAACCCUAACCUCUAUGGAGAGAGACAAAAAGGAAAAGAGAAAGAGACAGGCCACGAGAGAUAAAAAUACUGUAUCAACAAGCCUUUUCUAUGGACAGAAGAAUCUCACCUGCAACCAGUCUGUCUGCCAUGGAUGCCUGUCCCUUUAGGGACGCCUGACGCCUUGGCGUCCGACAGCCCUGGCCUCUGAACACCUUAACCAAGACCAGGAGCUCUCUCUGUUGGACUCUAUUACUCCGUCCUCACCCUGGUCCAUCAUCUCCCUUGGAGGGAGAUGGGGCCCAGCCAGCAGGAUUACAACUGUGAGUUUGUCUGCAGAUCAGAGAUGAGGACAGGAUGAGAAAGAGGCUGCAGAUGUGAGAUGUGUUUUGGGAGCAUGGAGGUAAGACCCUGCCUCAUUUCUCUCUAUGAAAUAUAAACCACAGAAGGAACUUAAAACACAACUCUGAUAGGAUGUCCAUUAUGAAGAAUAUGACUACAGAACACACAGAGCUCACAGCAAAAACAUUACGAUCACUGAAUACUAAAUAAGAAUAGAUUGUGUGCCUUUUUUAUUAUUGGUCUGGAUUAUCAAAUCAAAAUACAUUCGUUUUAAUUGGAUAGUGAAUUAAUUUUCUAGCUGCAAGCUAAUAUAACAUGCACAUUGCCAGCAGGUACAAAUUUAAUUAAGUUUGUAAUUUAAAAAUACUUUUUUCAUUUUGGAAAUGUCCAAAUAAUUCUGUAUGGAUUUUAGUGGAAUUUCUGCUCGUCAAAUGGACUUUGUUGUAAUUAUACAAUAUAUAUCCAAAAGAUUUUUUUGUGCAAUUUAUUAAUACCCUUCAUAAGUAGUACCCACAUUAAUAGCACAGUUGUAAACUUAAACGUGCUAUAAACAUUUAACACUGAAACGUGCUAUACAAAAUUAUUUUUUAAAAUUUUGUGUUAAUUAACACAUUAACACAAAAUUAACACACAUCGUUUUUUAAUGAUGGAUAUCAUUGUGGACAGUAAAUUAAAUAUGCUUCAGCCCUUUCUGAAUUAUCACACAACUAGGCUUGUAGAUUCCUUAAGAAGAACACAUUGAAGAAUGAAAGAAAUUAGACAAGAAAGCGAGGGAGGGAAGAUGGAAGUGUGUGUCCACAUGGAAAAUCAGCAAUCUUCCUCCUUCAGUUACAGAAAGAGAAAUGCAGACAGUUACAUGUCAUAUUUACAUGUAAAACCUUGCUUAUUUUUUAAAACAGGUGGAUUGUCGAUAAUUUAUGAUUUGGGUCUGUGCAGGAUGAUCUUAGUUUGUGUUUUUUGUCUGUAAGCUUGUCCAGUCAGUGUGCUUCACUUAUAGGGGAGGAAGGGGUACACACAACGGACAGGGGAUGUAAAUAGAUGUGUGUGUGUGUGUGUGUGGCCAGUCUGACAGAGUGUGUAUGUGUGUAUGUGGUGUCUUGGCUGUCCAGUGAGGACUAUGAUCCUGUGUUUACAAGAGGAGAUCAGACCUCCAUCAUGUUCCUAUAUUUAUUAUUACUGAGACAAUAGCCUGUAAGCACUUUUUUGUUCUCUGAAAUUGUCUUAUUGUUUUAUUAAAAACGUAAACAUGGAAAACAAAAGUUUAUUUGAUUGACUGUACAUCAUAAAUGUUUUGUGUACUCAAUGCAAUAAAAUAAACUUUAAAAUGUGACCUUUG
This is a messenger RNA of Osmerus eperlanus (European smelt), 3515 nucleotides long. It is a transcript of the gene lhx6a, whose product is annotated as LIM homeobox 6a. Gene Ontology annotation, molecular function: RNA polymerase II transcription regulatory region sequence-specific DNA binding; DNA-binding transcription factor activity, RNA polymerase II-specific. The coding region runs from base 735 to 1715 and encodes 326 amino acids. Lineage: Eukaryota; Metazoa; Chordata; Actinopteri; Osmeriformes; Osmeridae. Gene Ontology annotation, biological process: neuron differentiation; regulation of transcription by RNA polymerase II; forebrain neuron development. Gene Ontology annotation, cellular component: nucleus. The transcript is spliced from 9 exons. The record is from RefSeq and is a predicted model, not a curated record.